UACAAUCCCCAAAGUAAAAGUUUGAGAGAUACAUAAAGAACUAGUCUUUUUCCCAUGUAGAAUAUUACUUUGUUCAAUAUUUUUCAUUUCUUUGUUUGUCAUGCAUUGUUUAUAUUCAGCAAUUACAUUCCAAUUUUGAAUCUUUAUCCACAAUGGAAGACCCAGAAACAGAUCGUAGCCACCAUGAAUCCGUUCCUUCUUCUUCUUCGUCUUCUUCUUCUUCUUCUUCAUCAUCUACCUCACAGGCCCAAGAACAAACAGAGCAGCAACCAGAGCAGAGAAGUUCAACUAGGGCUUUCUCUUACCGUGUCAAUGUAUUGAUAGCUGAUGUAGCAGCAUUUGACAUGAAGGACGAUCUUUGGUCUGGCUUUAUUGUGCUCGUCACCUUUUGGUUCUUUGCAUCCAUGACUUUGAUUCUUGGUUUCUUUGGAUCCGCUGAUUUACAACUGGGCCCGAAUUGCUCACGUCUCAUACGAACUAAUCCAUUCUUUGUUCAGACCAUUAAGGCACAGGAACUUCAGGGUACAAAACCUGGGUCAAUUUUAUAUGGAUUCCACACACCUCCUCCUCUGGAUGUUGAAACAGCUUGGACUGAAACACAUCAUACACUUGUGCACCCUACUUAUCACAAGGAAUGGAUUUACUUUCUAAACAAAGGGUCUAGAAUAGAUAUAUAUUACCAUGUCAAACCUUCAAGUUCCUCGCCUUUAACACUUGUAAUUGCAGAAGGUAGAGAAAGCCUGGUUGAAUGGAUAGAGGAUCCAUCAUAUGGUAAUGCAACAUUGUCUUGGAAUAUAAUUUAUGGAAGUGGUAAGAUCCAACAGGUAAUUUCAGAGUCUUCGAAUUAUUAUAUUGCAGUAGGGAACUUGAACCCUGAGGAUGUUGAGGUAGAGUUGGAAUUCAACAUAAAGUCCACUCUUUAUAACACGGCCCAGGCGUAUUACAGGUGCUCCAUACAUAAUCAAUACUGUAGCUUAAAGCUUUCCCUCUUAGGGGCAACUUUUGCUGUCUUAACUUCUCCAGGUCCUGAAGAGGGUAUUCGGGAGGAUGACUGGUAUGUCAAACUGUCAUAUGGACCUCGAUGGGUCAUCUAUUUUCUUGGAUCAGGUGUGAUGACUGUGCUCCUGUUAAUGGUCUUUAGAUUUUGUAACAUUUUCCAAAAUGCUGGUGAGGAUAGAACAGAUUUUCAAGCAAGGGAGGCAUCACCUGUACGAACCCCGUUGCUUUUACCCAAAGAUGAUGAUGCUUUGAGUUGGGGUUCAUCUUAUGAGUGUAUUUCAAAUGAUGAAGAGGAUUUGGAAGAGUUCCUUGGAGUGAGUUCCGUUGAAGGAAAGUCGAUAAAUGAAAGGAACGACAACAAUACUCAGCGUCUUUGUGUUAUUUGCUUUGAUGGGCCGAGAGACUGCUUCUUUCUUCCAUGUGGACACUGUGCUACCUGUUUUACUUGUGGAACAAGGACUUCUGAAGAGGCUGGAACUUGUCCUAUUUGUCGUAUGAAGAUGAAGAAAGUGAGGAAGAUUUUUUCAGUUUGAGGCUUUGAGCUGUGUAAAUAUGUGAGCUUUGUCCUUACUUUUUUGUGUACAAUUCAUGAGCUUUGGUUUUUAGAUGGAGCUUUUGUGAAGGCUGUGAACAUUUUGCAGUUUCUUUUCUAUUGAUCUGAGUUUUGGGGUUUUUAUCUGUAUCAUUGUAGCUUGAGUUUGAAAAUGUAAUCACAGAUGUAAUUGUUUAUAAACUGAAAUUGAUAUUUGUACAAUUCAAAAGUCUACAAUCUCUUCUCACUCAA
Messenger RNA from Rosa chinensis, 1783 nucleotides. RefSeq names its product E3 ubiquitin-protein ligase APD2. Lineage: Eukaryota; Viridiplantae; Streptophyta; Magnoliopsida; Rosales; Rosaceae. The transcript has 10 exons. The coding region runs from base 153 to 1532 and encodes 459 amino acids. The record is from RefSeq and is a predicted model, not a curated record.